Hydatigera taeniaeformis is the source of this 264-nucleotide messenger RNA. NCBI's taxonomy places the organism in Eukaryota, Metazoa, Platyhelminthes, Cestoda, Cyclophyllidea, Taeniidae. The record is from the annotation of a GenBank genome assembly.
AUGCAGCAGUCACAAUCGCCACCACCAGCGGUGCCAGCACAACCGGCAUCUCAAACCAUUUAUAAGCUCGACUCUGGGUCUCAUCGACCCGGUAACCCAGAUCAAAUUCAACCGGAUUUAUCCCAUCUUACUCCCGAAGAGAGAAGGAUUAUUGAGGAUGUUAUUAAUAGGCAACGACAGGAAGAACUCAUUGAUCGUGACUGGGCAGUUGAUGCCAAUUCCUGUGAUGAGUACGCUAAUCCACCUAAUCAGCUCAAACGGUAA